AUGAACGAAGCAAGACAGAAAAAGCUUUCCGAAUAUGGCUAGAAUAACAUAUUUGGGCAGUCUAAAUAGAAUAAGAAUAAUACACAAAGAGCUUACAACAAUCAAAAUAACUGGGAGAAUAGAUCAAUGAUGAGCAUGAACUCAAGUAGAUAUAAUGACUUUUCAGAUACUACAUCAGUAUAUUCAUUAGCUACAUCAGUGACAUCAUUUGGCUAAAUGAGUCAAAGCACAAGUAUGUCCAAGAGAGACCCUAACAUGACUUAAGAGGAAAGAUUAAAACGCGAUUUUGAUAGAUAUUAGAGACAUUUAGCAAGGAAGUACCAAAGACAGGUUGAGAAAUAAAGGCAGAAGUUAUUUGGACAGAGUGAAAUAGCCAUGGGGUAAAAGGGUGGGACUCAAAUCAAAAAUAUAAAUUUGCAUAACAGGGACUCUGCAUAGAAAUAAGUGAGGAGCUCAGAGGUUAAACUUAGCACCGAUAACUUGAAUAAACUGUCUACUACACAGAAUAUUCAGAAUAUGUAGUUGAGAUAGACUAAUGGAAGAAAUCAAUUCAGCAAGACAUAAAACUUAGUCAUUCCAAAAGUCUAGGGAAAUUUAAGUGUACACAGCGGUUUUUCUUAGAGAAGUAAUUCGGGACAUCUUAGUUCUGCUGAUAGGAAGAUGAACAACCUUACCUCUAAUUUAUUCAAGGAAAAUUAAGAUAAAAGUAAUCGAGCUAGCGAUGUCAAACUAGAAAAAGCCUAACUAGCUACUAUAGCUAAUUGGAAAAACGCUUUAAACAACAAAAAGACUUACACAGCACCAAAGGUGGUUAAAAUAGAUCCAUUCAAAGAGAGAUAGAAGAUGCUCUCAUCAAAUGUCUUUGAAGGAUCUCGAGAUUAUUCUCAUCAUUAGCCCUCAUCUAGAAAAUUCAUUGACUAUGACAACCUCUAUGAUUAGAAAAGAAUGAAUGAUCCCAUGUAUUCAGACCUCUUUGAUUAAUGUAUGAAUACAGGUGGACGCAAGCCUUCUCCCAUUCGCAAGAAGUUUGAUGAAAUAGGUUUCACUCAGUAGGAUUGGACUCAUCAAGACUUGCAAUAAAAGAUGAAGCGAGAUUACUCGGACUAUAAACCCAGAGAUCAAAUGCUUAAAGAGUUUAAGGGUACAAUAAACCCUCUUAAAGUUGUCAAAAUAGAUCUAAAUUGA
Molecule: messenger RNA, 1185 nt
Organism: Stylonychia lemnae
Lineage: Eukaryota; Ciliophora; Spirotrichea; Sporadotrichida; Oxytrichidae
Source: the annotation of a GenBank genome assembly